Molecule: messenger RNA, 1735 nt
Organism: Neofelis nebulosa (Clouded leopard)
Lineage: Eukaryota; Metazoa; Chordata; Mammalia; Carnivora; Felidae
Gene: JDP2
Product: Jun dimerization protein 2
Exons: 4
Coding region: 257-748 (163 amino acids)
Biological process (GO): regulation of transcription by RNA polymerase II
Cellular component (GO): nucleus
Molecular function (GO): RNA polymerase II cis-regulatory region sequence-specific DNA binding; DNA-binding transcription factor activity, RNA polymerase II-specific
Source: RefSeq, a predicted model, not a curated record
CCGCCGCCCGCCACAGCCUGCGGGAGGGACGCUCGGCGGCCGCGACGGGGGGCGCUGGCGGCGGCGGACGCUGCAGCGGCGGCGGGGCUGGCGCCGCGGCGGCUCCCGGGCCGGGACGGGCCUGGGCACCGGGCGGAGCUCGGCGGCCGGGCGGCAGCGGCGCUGCGUGGGCACGGCGCCUGCAGCCGGGCCCCGGCCCCGGGGGCGCCGCCUCCGCCCGCGGCUAGUGCACGGCUGGGCUGCCGCUCCUCCUGCUAUGAUGCCUGGGCAGAUUCCAGACCCUUCCGUGACUGCGGGCUCUCUGCCAGGGCUCGGCCCCCUGACCGGACUCCCCAGCUCGGCCCUGACAGCGGAGGAGCUGAAGUACGCCGACAUCCGCAACAUUGGGGCCAUGAUCACCCCUUUACACUUUCUGGAGGUGAAACUGGGCAAGAGGCCCCAACCCGUGAAAAGUGAGCUAGAUGAAGAAGAGGAGCGAAGGAAAAGGCGCCGGGAGAAGAACAAAGUGGCGGCAGCCCGAUGCCGGAACAAGAAGAAGGAGCGGACGGAGUUCCUGCAGCGGGAAUCUGAGCGGCUGGAACUCAUGAAUGCGGAGCUGAAGACCCAGAUCGAGGAGCUGAAGCAGGAGCGACAGCAGCUCAUUCUGAUGCUGAACCGGCAUCGCCCCACCUGCAUCGUCCGGACGGACAGCGUCAAGACCCCCGAAUCAGAAGGGAACCCGCUGUUGGAGCAGCUAGAGAAGAAGUGACCAUGGGCUGGGAGAAGGAAGAGGCGGAAGAGGAGGAGGAGGAGGAGGAGGAGGAGGAGGAGGAGGAGGAUUUGGGAAGAGGGGGGAGGACGAGGGGUCCCAGAGGGCCCUUCCUUGCUGCAUGACAAACUUUACAAUGAGGCUCAGCACAGCCAGCGCUGGCCGGGCUUUUUUGUGAAACUCACAUCAGCCACACAAGGGGAAGAACGGGCUGACGAAACCUAGAAGGACCAAGCGCUGAGACCAAAGUAGACCCACGGUGGGGCUGUCCUGCCUGGGGCCCAGCUGGAAGGAGGCAGGACAGAGGCCCCCGGCCAGAGAGACACCCAACCAAAUGGCCUCUCUGCCAGGGCACCCACCGAGGGACCUCGGAGCAGCCAGGAAAAGCCAUGAGUUGCAAACAAACACGCGGCUGGGGAUGGAACUGAGUGGGACCACAGCCUGCCUGCCCCCAGCCCUGCCCCCCCUGACCCUGAUGCGAGGCUGGAGCGGGCGCCACGUGGGGCCCAGCCGUCCCUGCCCCCGUGGGUCCAGCGCGGCCUUGCCCGGGAGCGGCAGCCGGGGCGCGCCCUCAACGGCCCCGCUGGAGUCUGCUGUGGGCACGAGGCGCGGGCGCCCUUCCAAAGCACAUACUCACUGAAUGUUUACAGACUGGCUGUCCUGGCAGGGCUUUUCAACUGCACAUUUUUUUUAUACUUUCUUUUUUUUUUUUUUUUUUUAAUAUUUUUUACAAAAAAAAAAAGAUUUUAUACAAGCAAUAUAUAUAUGGAUUUCUAUAAUCACUCGAUGUGAUAUAGUAUAAAUAUGCUAUGGUUUGUUUGUUACGAACAGAUAUCCAGCAGUUAUGGCCGUCGUGUGUAACUCCUAAGUACUGUAGUAGUCUCUGGGUGUCGGGGUGGCAGGGGCGGGCAUGGGGUGCGUUUCCAUCCUGGUAAAUCCUUCACAGUACUCAGUCCUGUAUCGCUCAGUAAACGUUACUCUUACUUA